Bactrocera oleae (olive fruit fly) is the source of this 2290-nucleotide messenger RNA. The record is from RefSeq and is a predicted model, not a curated record. Lineage: Eukaryota; Metazoa; Arthropoda; Insecta; Diptera; Tephritidae.
AAAACGAACGUAAUUUUUUAAAUUCUAAUUGGUUUUAUUCUAUAUAUUUUAGCUUUUAUUUAGAAAAUUAUCAGAGAAAUUAAAAGCUUAGGUUGUCGGGGUUGAAAUCGCAUACACUAACAAGAACGUUUAUGUAACGAUAUCUUUUGGAUGCAAUUUGUGCUUAUAUUUUUGUUGGAGCAUAAGGUGUAAUAAUUCUCAACAACUCAAGGUCAGAAAGUACAAAAUAUGGAGUAUAGCCAAAACAUCAUUCCGUAAGUAGAUUUCGUUUGGUGCGGGUCGAUGGAUCCUCGCCUAAUUGACAUUUUCCCCAAUAUCAAUAGUGUGGACGUAUUACGGUUUUAUGGUAGGCUUGAAAUGGAAGUAAAUAAACCAGCGCUCGAUUUACCAAAUCUCCCGACCACAGAUGGGAUCGCUUUUGGGAAUUCUGCUCAAACUAAGCAGAAAAUAUUUCCAGAUACUUCAAUAUCUCCUGACAAAACAAUAGUCCCCGAUACUAACUCACGGAAUGUUCAUAUUCCUUACAUACUCAACGGGGAGCUGUUUGAGAUACAGACUCAAGACGGUGAAAAUGUAACUGUGAAAUGCUGCAAUUGUCCACCAGAUCGCGUAUAUCGUGGUAGCGUGCGAUCCACAGGCAAUUUUCAUAUGCAUAUAAAGAGGCGUCAUCCUGAUUUAAUGGGAAAAAUAUAUGAUAUGAAAGUUAACGCAUUGGUAGAAAGACGAGAUCGAUUUCUACGCAAUCGUAAGGCUACACGUCGUCGCAAUACCAACGUAAAUGGAAGCAAAUCAUCUGUGUCCCGGAAUGAACAGCGAUUGACAUACCCGGUGCAACCAACUUCAGAAUUAUUUAAAAUUAAAGCAGCGUUUCAACGGCAUCAACUACAGCAACAACAACAAAAUCGUAUUCAACAAAAUCAAAACCAGCAACAACAGAAAACCGAAAGAAACACAAGCAUCUUGCAUAAGUGGAAUGUGAUCGAUCACUUUCUGGUUACACCUGCUUUUGAGAGAGCACGUGAUAUAACACUAAUGGAAGCCUAUAAUGAGCAACCACUCAAUUAUAGUCUCAAGCAAAACACCGUUGUAAACAUGAGUUGUGCAGAGAGAAAUCAAGAGAUCGAUGCAAACGAUGCUGAUACAUCCGACAAUUUGAAUGCAAAUAACAUUUCAAGCACAAUAGACGCAAUUGAACAAGUAACGGAUUGUGAAGUAAUGUCUACGUACAACAAAACAAACAAUAGCGGUAUGAAUUGCAUGACAAUAAAUCAACGAACACAAAUAGGGAUGUCUCCAUUCGCUUUCAGCCAGCCUGAGGAGCACGUGCCACUUUAUGCAAACAAUAGCGAUCAGUCUUUACUUGGUCGCGCUACAACUUUAAGUGCCGUUACCCCAUGUCCAAGUGAUGUAAGCAGUUACGAUGCUGGUCAAGAUCUGAAUGGCAGGUCAUAUGAUUUGAACUACAAUCAUGUGGGUAGUAUGAUUAAGAAUGAACUACUGUUAGCCGAAAUUCAGCCAAUCGAUCUCUCUGUACAUCCCACAUCUUCUGGGUUGUUAGGUUGCUCUGGAUUCAGUUCCGGCGUAGACACACAAUAUUCAAAUGAUACUACACAUUUCAACACGUCUGGUGGGAAUACUAAAUCGGAUGAGAUUAUUUUACAACUAUCCUCCGCAUUACACAGUUUACAUCGUGAACUGCAAUCGUACAAUCGAACUAAGAACAAUUGGCUUUGCUUGGAAAUAGCAAAAUUUAAAUUUUUGCAUCCUGAAUUCGAAUUUCAAUAUUAGAAGAAUUGGACUUUUGGUAUAGUCUGGCAGGUCUAGAUACUAAUUUGGAAAUUAUUCACAAACAAAUAUUUAUCGUACUUGAUGUAUUGAAAAACAGAUCAUUUAGUAAGUACCAUUAAUUAUAUAUAUUAAGUUGAACUAUUAGUUUUAAGCAUUGACCCGAUAUUUAAUCAUUAAACUAAAUAAGCUUAUAGUUGCAAACAUUUUCACCUUUUAGUUCUGGAUUAAAAGUUUUAAGUUUAGAAUGAAGUUAUUUACGUUAUAAUCAGCAACUUGGUUGCGAGCUAUCUGUACAAUUACAUGGACUUAUAUUAUUUCAAUAUUUUGGUAAAUAAAUUAUCUUGAUCAAAAGUUAGAAGUUAAAACGGAUGUCAAUUUUAUACAUGCUGAAAAAUUAUUUGAAGAUAGUUAUGAUAAAAUUCUGAAUUUCUGCAUAGAAAUGGUGUAUUUUAUGUCCUUUUCCUUAUAUUAAUAAAAUGUAUCUAAAUAUCAUCUUUUCUAU